Molecule: messenger RNA, 3126 nt
Organism: Microthlaspi erraticum
Lineage: Eukaryota; Viridiplantae; Streptophyta; Magnoliopsida; Brassicales; Brassicaceae
Source: the annotation of a GenBank genome assembly
AUGAUUCACGGUGGUGCUUUGACACGUGUCGCUUUCGGCCUAGCCGCUUUCCUCCUCCUUGCCGUCGUUCGUAGCCAGGAGGGAUGCAGCAAAAGCUGCAUUGUACAGAAUUGCAACAGUAUGGGCAUUCGUUAUGGGAAGUAUUGUGGGAUAGGAUACUUUGGAUGUCGUGGAGAGGCACCUUGUGAUGAUCUUGAUGCUUGUUGUAUGACCCAUGACAAUUGUGUUGAUUUAAAAGGUAUGACUUAUGUGAACUGCCAUAAGCAAUUCAAGCGUUGCGUAAACAAGGUAAACAAAUCAACAAAACAAUCUAAUGGCCAAAAGGUUGGAUUUUCCACACAAUGCCCUUAUUCGAAGGCGAUACCAACCAUGUAUAAUGGAAUGGACUACGGCAUUUUCUUCAGUGGAAUUGGUAAUAUCUUUAAACCUCCGGUUCCAGGAAGCAAACCCGUCGUGGAGGUGAAUCUUGCUCGGAGUGGAGCGGACACAAAGAGUGGCCUUGGAACAAAAGUUGGCGUUCAAACAAAAGAAGGUUACAUCAGCAUCGAUUGUGGCGUAUAUUCAAGCGGUUUCGAGAAAGACAGUGUUACUGGUAUCACUUACGCCUCCGAUGAUGAUUUCAUAACCACUGGCGUAAAUUUCAACGUCUCUGAAGAAUACGGUUACCCGAAAAACCUGAAUUUGCCCUACCUUCUUGGUGACGUAAGAGCUUUCCCUCAAGGAAACAGAAACUGCUACUCGUUAAAACCUUCAAAGGCAAAAGAUAAUUUCUAUCUCAUCAGAGCCUCUUUUAUGUACGGAAACUACGAUGGUGGUGUCAACGAGAAAGCUUUGCCCGAAUUCGACCUCUACCUAAACGUAAAUUUCUGGUCGACAGUGAGAUUCAAGAAUGCUUCUGAGCAAGUGUACAAAGAGAUACUAACCUUUUCAGAGUCAGAGAAAAUAUAUGUUUGCCUUGUGAACAAAGGUAAAGGAACUCCUUUCAUCUCAGGCUUGGAGCUCCGGCCAGUGAACAACUCAAUCUACGGUACUGAAUUUGGAAGAAAUGUCUCGUUGGUGCUCUAUCAGAGAUGGGACACAGGUUACUUAAACGGAACAGGACGGUACCAAAACGAUGUGUAUGAUCGUCUUUGGUCUCCUUACACUUCUGUCUCUUGGAACUCAAUCAAGACAACUGGUUAUAUCGAUAUUUUUCAGAGCGGCUAUAGGCCACCAGAUGAAGUUAUUAAGACAGCUGCUUCGCCUGACAGCGAUGAUGAUCCGUUGGAAUUUUUCUGGACAUCAGAGGAUCCAAACACUCGGUUCUACGCAUAUCUUUACUUUGCUGAACUCCAAACGCUCGAGAAAAAUGAGAGCAGAAAGAUGAAGAUAUUGUGGAACAGCUUCCCUGUUUCCGAAGCUUCUAUUGUUCCUUCUUCAAUGUAUUCGAUGACUUUGUCUAAUUUAAAAGCUUUCACUGGUAAAGAUCACCGGAUCUCUGUUCAGAAGGCGGCAGAUUCAACACUUCCACCUAUUCUCAAUGCUAUAGAGAUAUAUACUGCACAGUCUCUGGAUGAAGUUCCCACCGCAACUGAAGACGGUGUGUUUCCAUCUCUGUCUAGAUACUGUUUGAUCUCUACUCAAACUCACGUUUCUUUUCUUGUUAAUGCAGUUCAGGCGAUAGAAAGCAUAAGAGCAACUUAUAAAGUGAAAAAAGUUUGGAGUGGUGAUCCUUGCUCUCCAAGACUGUUCCCUUGGGAAGGUAUUGAAUGCAGCUACAACAAUCCGAAUCAUCGAAUCAAGUCCCUGAAUCUUAGCUCAAGCGGAUUACAUGGACCAAUAGCCUCGGAAUUUAGAGAUUUGUCCCUUCUUGAGUCAUUGGAUUUAUCGGACAACGACCUACAGCAAAAUGUGCCUGAUUUUUUAGGUGAUCUUAAACAUUUGAAGUUCCUAAAUCUGAAAGGGAAUAAGUUUACCGGAUAUAUCCCAAAGUCUCUUAUGAAAAAGUCAAAGGACCGUGUACUAGCACUCAGUGUGGAUGAUCAAAACAUUUGUAACUUAAGUUCGUGUCAAGAGAAGAACAAAAACAACGUGGUCGUGCCAAUAGUUGUAGCAACGUCAGUGAUCGUUCUCAUUGUGGUCCUAGUUAUCAUAUGGAUCGUACUAAGGCAAAGAAAAAGAGGAGGCAAUUCAGGACCAGGACCACUCUUGCCUGCAGGGAAGAGAAGGUUCACAUAUAGUGAAGUCUCUAGCGUUACAAACAACUUCAAUAAAGUGAUUGGUAAAGGAGGUUUUGGUAUUGUCUACCUCGGUUCACUUGAAGAUGGGACUAAAAUUGCUGUAAAGAUGAUUAAGGAUACUCCAUCUACAAUAUUAUCUAAAGGAUCAUCACCAUCAUCAUCCCAUUUUUCCAAAGAAUUCCAAGUUGAGGCAGAGCUUCUUUUGACAGUCCAUCAUAGGAACUUAGCCUCGUUUGUUGGAUACUGCGAUGAUGAUCGAAGUAUGGCUCUCAUCUAUGAGUACAUGGCCAAUGGAAACUUGCAAGAUUAUCUUUCAAGUGAGAAUGCAGAGGAUCUUAGCUGGGAGAAGAGACUCCAUAUAGCUAUAGACGCUGCACAAGGAUUGGAGUAUUUGCACCAUGGAUGCAGGCCACCAAUAAUACACAGAGAUGUUAAAACAGCAAACAUUCUAUUGAACGAUAACUUGGAAGCCAAGAUUGCUGAUUUUGGAGUUUCUAAGGUCUUCCCUGAGGAUGAUCUCAGCCAGGUCGAGACUGCCGUCAUGGGAACUCCCGGCUACAUCGAUCCUGAAUACUACAGGACAUUUAUGCUGAACGAGAAGAGCGACGUGUACAGUUUCGGUGUCGUGCUUCUUGAACUCAUUACCGGCCAGCGAGCUAUCGUUAGAAACGACGACGGAGACAAAAUCAGCGUCGUCCACUAUGUGGAGCCUUUCUUCGAGAUCGGAGACCUUGACAGCGUCGUGGACCCACAGCUUCGCGACGACUUCUCAUCGGACUCAGCCUGGAAAUUUGUGGAGGUCGCAAUGUCUUGCGUCAGGGAGAAAGGAUCAAACAGACCAGCAAUGAACCAGAUCGUGUCUGAUUUACAACAGUGCUUAGCCGCUGAGCUGGAUCGCGAGCCAUGA